Rhinichthys klamathensis goyatoka is the source of this 1500-nucleotide messenger RNA. RefSeq names its product metallophosphoesterase 1 (gene mppe1). The transcript has 9 exons. Gene Ontology annotation, biological process: GPI anchor biosynthetic process; endoplasmic reticulum to Golgi vesicle-mediated transport. Gene Ontology annotation, molecular function: phosphoric diester hydrolase activity. Lineage: Eukaryota; Metazoa; Chordata; Actinopteri; Cypriniformes; Leuciscidae. Gene Ontology annotation, cellular component: endoplasmic reticulum-Golgi intermediate compartment. The record is from RefSeq and is a predicted model, not a curated record. Bases 334 to 1479 code for a protein of 381 amino acids.
CAUCACACGCGCACAGCUGUGACGUUUGUCUGUUUAGCAAAACUGCUCUUGCAACAUUGCUGGUUACCCUGAGAGGAUUUAAAAACAUCGCGAUCUGCGAUACACUGAUGCAUUUUUCAUCAAGAUAUACAGCGACCUUAUGAGAAAACAUAUUGUAAUGUCUCUUCCGUUUCGAUGUUGUUGUUUUUUUCAUGUAAAAAUGACAUGUUAUUGAGAAUGAAGCUGGAGAAGAGCAUAUUGCUUCGAGCACGCUAGUUAGAUGCGAUUUUUCUUUCGCCAACAGAUUUAACUCGUGUAUCGUGUUGUAUUGCAGUAAUACAACGGGUUCGUACAAUGAUCUCGAUGUUUGGAUCGAGUGGUAGAUUAGCUGUGUCUCUGAUUUUUGUUUUUGUCAGCGUGUUUGUAUUGUGUGAAUAUGUGAUCUAUUAUCCUGUUAUUCUGCGUUGCUCAUGGCCGCAAAUUGAAGCUGAAGAUUCACAUUCACCUUUGCGGGCGUUAUUUCUCUCUGAUACUCACUUAUUAGGGGCCAUCAGAGGACACUGGCUCGACAAACUCAGAAGAGAAUGGCAGAUGGAAAGAGCGUUCCAGACAUCUCUGUGGCUUCUAAAUCCAGAAGUUGUCUUCAUUUUAGGAGACGUAUUUGAUGAGGGCAAGUGGAGCUCCAGUCAGGACUGGGAUGAUGAUGUCAGACGUUUUAAAUGGAUCUUCCGUCAUCCUAGUGACACAAAGCUUGUGGUUCUUAUAGGAAAUCAUGACAUCGGCUUCCAUAACGAAAUGACUAAGCAGAAGUUGGAGCGGUUUGAGCAAGUAUUUAAUGUGACAUCAGCAAGGAUCCUCACCAUUAGAGGAGUCAAUUUCUUGCUGGUGAAUAGUGUUGCACUACAUGGUGAUCACUGCCCCAUCUGCCAACGCGUAGAGGAGGAGUUAUACAAACUCUCACAUGCUCUUAACUGCUCUUUUCAGGGUGCACAACAUGAUGGCCAGUGCAGGGACACAGAGAAUUUUGCCCCAACAGCGCCUGUUCUACUACAGCAUUACCCUCUGUAUAGAGUGAGUGAUGCCAUGUGUACAGGUGUGGACGCAGCCCCUCUGGAUGAACGGUACCAGCUGUUUCAGGAACGUUAUGAUGUUAUAUCUAAGAAUGCCUCUAAAAAGCUCUUGUGGUGGUUCAAACCCCGCCUCAUUCUGAGUGGCCAUACUCACAAUGGCUGUGAGGUACUGCAUGAGAAACUCUACCCUGAGAUCAGUGUCCCGUCCUUCAGUUGGAGGAACCGCAACAACCCCAGCUUCAUCCUGGGAAUAUUCUCCAGGUCCAACUUCAGGUUGUCAAAGUGUUUUUUGCCAGAGGAGAGGAGCGUGUUAGCGCUUUACUGCAUCAGCUGUCUGAUCAUUGCAAUGAUAACACUCAUCCAUCUAAAGAUGUUCAGAAGAUCACUGCACUUGACAAAUAGCUUUCUAGCAAAGUACAAGACUUUGUAACAUGCACAAGACAGUUUUGUG